AUGGACAUUUACGAGGCCGCGAGACAAGGUAGUGUCGAUGACAUAGAAUUUGCGAUCGAGACAGGAUGCGAGGUCAAUGUACCGGACCAAAAUUUCAGAACGCCUCUUUUCUUCGCUGUUCAUAACGGUCAUAUCGAUGCAUGCAGAACUCUGAUCGCCAGAGGAGCUAUCAUGGACGAUGAUUCACAAAUCAUACUCGAUCUCGCGAUUAGGGGAGGACAUGCCGAAAUACUCGAACUGCUCUGGCCGUACUGCAAAGUUGAAACAGAAUAUCGCUGUUUGGAGAGGGCUGUCUCGCUAGGCUUUCAUGACAUCGCGGAUUUUUUGGUUGGAACUGGACAAUUCAAAUACCAGCUUUCCGAUGCCAGUGAAAUUGAAAUGAUCAAGAAGAAUGGAUUUCAACAACAAGAGAUGGCAGCCUUCCAGCAAUGGGAGAGAUAUAUCUUUGCUAGAGGUUCGGAGAAGAUCGAUUUGCACCGGGUUUUCUUUGACUACGCUCUCCUUCUUGCAGCGAAGGCCGAUCGGAACGCGGGACUGCGACUAGUGAACUUCUUGCUCGAGGGAGAAAACCCUUUAGCCGACGUGAACUGCAUGAUCAAUGUCGCCGGUGAAAUCGAGACACCCUUGACGAAUGCGGCCGAGAAAGGCAAUCUGAAAAUACUCGAAAAUUUGAUUGGACGCCAGGAUAUAAUGCUGGCGAUUUGUGGCAAGUACAACUGGCCUGCGUUUCUUCAUCUACUGGCGAACUCUCAGUCAAUCGCCUCUGAAAAAGGCCAAGCCAUAGCACAAACGCUCUCCACAGACACUAUUUGCGAUUCGUUCCUCAUUGAUAAUAAAGGAACUCGCUUAGAAGCUAUAUUUGAAAACGUUCUUCGGCAUGGGAACGAUGCUCUUGUGAUGCAAGUGAUCGAGCUUGUUCACGGCACGGCAGGAAUGUCCAUUCUGCCGCUAUUGAUCAGAGCGAAUGAAGCCAAAGGGUUGAGAUGGGUUUUAAACGAUCGCACGGCGGGCACGUUGAAGCCUCCACCAAUCCUUUGGGUAUUGCUUUGCAACUUUUUCGAGGAAAAUGCAAACACAGAGGCUUGGAAACUUUUCAUUCAAGUGGCAGAAUUCUUUGUUAAAAACGCGAUCUGGGACCGGAUGAUACUAGUGUGUCUCAGUUCACGCAACCUUCGUUUUGUCAAGCAAUUUUUCUACCCUCUUAGGGAGAUUCAACCGAGAGAGGUGACGGAGGAAACAACUCGGGGACUUUCUCAGGCGUCUACCAAUCAAUCCCUUUUACAGGAGUGGGUAGACAGAGGCUUUGCUAGCACAACACUUUGGAGCGCCAUUGUAUCUGGAUUGUGGAAGAGUCCAGCAUUUGAACUCCUCAUUUCACAUGCCAAUAUUGACCCAAACGAACCAUUCCAGGGCAAAGUCAGCUUGAAGAAAGAAGCAGAUAACCUCCCACCCUCUUUCUCUUGGAACUCAAUUGGCGAAAAACGCAAAUUGUCGACCGGAUCACCUGCGGGAAAUCCCUUGAGAUUUCCUGGUGAUCCCAAUAUGAUGAACUCUGUUCAGCAAGACUAUCAAAAUCAGCUGAUACUCUUGGAGCAACAGAACAAAAGGCGACUGAUGAUGGCCAGGGGAGAACAAGAACGUAUAAAGACGGGAGGAUCCCUGCAGGAGACCAUGUGGAAUAGCCCUCUGGCUUUCGCAGCAGCAUGUCGUAACAUUCAACUUGUUGAGGUUCUUCUGCGCAUCUCACGCGUCAAUGUCAAUUCACAGGACGUCAAUAACCAGACUCCUCUCAUUCUCGCCAUCACCUUGAAAGAUUCGCAAGUUGUGUCGAGACUAUUGGAAAUUGGAGGUACUGAUCUUAACUUGAGAGACAACAAAGGCAGAACUGCUAUAUUUCAUGCUGCACAAGUGGAAGACUUGCAUCUUGUACAAUUGCUCAAGGGAAGCCACAGGGUGGACCUUUCCAUUCGGGAUUGUGACGGCAGAAGUGUCUAUGAUUUUGCAAAGCUGAUUGGGAACCAGGAUGUUAUAGCUGCUCUUGCGUCCUGA
Molecule: messenger RNA, 2049 nt
Organism: Penicillium nucicola
Lineage: Eukaryota; Fungi; Ascomycota; Eurotiomycetes; Eurotiales; Aspergillaceae
Product: ankyrin repeat domain-containing protein
Exons: 1
Coding region: 1-2049 (682 amino acids)
Molecular function (GO): protein binding
Source: RefSeq, a predicted model, not a curated record